GACGUCAGCACGUUGCAUGCUCUGCGCAGAGUUUGCGCUUCCUCUGUGAAACCGCCAGGCAGAUCAGGCGUCUGCUGUAAUCGCUGUUGUCCGGGUGAAGAUGGCCGCAGGUCCCCUCUCUGUAUCGUCCAACGCAUCAACAAACAAUGAUGGUAUUCUCAUCGGCGAUAAAAUGUACUCGGAGGUGUACCUCACCAUCGACAACUCUCUCAUACCCGAGGAAAGGCUCUCCCCGACGCCAUCUAUGCUCGAUGGCCUCGACCUGAGCACGGAGACCGACCUUCGAAUAUUAGGAUGUGAGCUCAUCCAGUCUGCAGGGAUUCUGCUCAGGUUACCACAGGUCGCCAUGGCAACUGGCCAAGUUCUCUUCCAUCGGUUCUUCUACUCCAAAUCCUUCGUGAAACACAGUUUCGAGAUUGUGGCAAUGGCUUGUAUUAACCUGGCGUCCAAGAUUGAAGAAGCUCCCCGCCGAAUACGAGAUGUAAUCAACGUGUUUCACCAUUUGAGACAGAUAAGAGCCAAAAAGACUCCCACACCUCUGAUACUUGAUCAGAACUACAUAAAUACCAAAAACCUAGUGAUCAAAGCAGAAAGGCGUGUCCUGAAGGAGCUGGGAUUCUGUGUUCACGUUAAGCAUCCGCACAAGAUUAUCGUCAUGUACAUUCAAGUUCUGGAAUGUGAAAAGAACCAAACGCUGGUGCAGACCGCCUGGAACUACAUGAAUGACAGCCUGAGGACCAAUGUAUUUGUCCGGUUCCAAGCUGAGACCAUUGCUUGUGCCUGUAUAUUCCUCGCAGCCCGUGCUCUGCAGAUUCCACUGCCCUCCAGACCUCACUGGUACCUGUUGUUUGGAGCCACUGAAGAGGAAAUCAAAGAGAUCUGCAUCACCACAUUAAAACUCUAUACCAGGAAAAAGCCCAACCUGGAGCAGCUGGAGAAGGAGGUGGAGAAGAGGAAGGUGUUCUUAGCAGAGGCCAAGCUCAAGGCCAAAGGCCUGAACCCUGAUGGGACCCCUGCCCUGACAUCAGCCGGAGGCUUCUCUCCGGCCUCCAAGCCCUCAUCUCCUAAUGUCACUGUCAAAGUGGACGACAAGUCCCCCAACUCCCAGACCCUUAAAACUCUCAAGAAAGAGCCAGACACUCGGAACCAGGUCUCCAAAAGUCCACACAACGGGCUGAGAAGAGAAGCAAAGAUUGGAAGGAACAGUAGGAGUGGAAGUCGAUCUCGAUCAAGAACGCGAUCCAGGUCGAGAUCCCGGUCUCCACGGCGACAUUACAGACGCAGCCGCUCAGGGACCUACAGUUCUCGGUCUCGCUCCCGUUCUCACAGCCGAAGUCCUUCACCACGACGACACCCCCCUUCCCCUCUACUGCCCCACCUUAAGUCCAAGUCCGCUCAUCACAAUAGUGACUCAAAAAGCAGUGGGCGACACAGCAACAGUGGCUCCGGUCACAAGAGGAAGCGGUCGCGCUCCCGCACUCCCAUCAAAAUGGAGCGGGACAGAGAGCGGGACAGGGACAGAGACCGAGAGCGCUUUGACCUCUCCAAGAAACACAAGCACGAGCGCAGUAGCAGUCACAGAGAGCGCAGAGAGAGGGAGAGGUCUCGUUCCUAUGACAGGGAGAGAGAGCGUGGCCACAAGAGUAAACACCACAGCAGCGGUAGCAGCAGCCACUCAGGGCACGGUCGCCACCGCCGCUGACACAUACACAUGUAUCCACACACAGACAUGAGCUCUGGGGCUGCUGGGGCAUCUCGACUGUCCAACCUUCAAUGCACAUGUACGAGGUCAAGACUCAGUUCUUUAGAAAUGGAAGAGUAAAGUAAAUUUAAAUGGAUGACAUUAAGAUGGUAGAUGCAUGUGCAAUUAAAACCCAGUAUUGCAAUCUAAUCUCGUUUUGCGAAGAACUGAAAAUGGGACUUGUAUGGAAUACAUGAUGGAUAUUGGAGUUAUGGCUUAAUCAGACAUCACAUCAGUCCCAGAGAUAUAAACUUUUUUCCUACAUUUUCUCAUCGAUUUUCCCACCCUUGUAUUUCUGGUUUAACAUGUAAAGUUACACUGUAAAUAUGUUUCUUUAGCCCCUCAGGAUCUGUAAAGAUAUAAGAGGUGAUGGCUACUGGCACAAUGUGAAUGCUUUAAUUUUUAAAAGCAAAUGGUUUGUGUCGAGUUAAAUUAAAAAUGUAAAAUAAAGAUUGUCUUUAAGGAAUGAUCAAUGUUUGCACAUGGAGUGACUGCAGAGGGGCGGUAAUCAUAUUUGUGUUAGGACUCUGUACAGCAGUUUUCAAAGGCAAACUUCCAUUUUUUUACAAUGGGGGAAGCAGACUAAAAUAUUUUAGAGCAGAUGUCAGUUUGUAACACUGGUUUUAGUCUGCAUGUGUUUAUGUCGCAUUUUUAUUGAGUAAUAAAAAAGUUAUGUAAUUGGAAAA
Molecule: messenger RNA, 2427 nt
Organism: Periophthalmus magnuspinnatus
Lineage: Eukaryota; Metazoa; Chordata; Actinopteri; Gobiiformes; Gobiidae
Gene: ccnl1a
Product: cyclin L1a
Exons: 10
Coding region: 101-1702 (533 amino acids)
Biological process (GO): regulation of transcription by RNA polymerase II
Cellular component (GO): nucleus
Molecular function (GO): cyclin-dependent protein serine/threonine kinase regulator activity
Source: RefSeq, a predicted model, not a curated record